AUGAUCCGCCUGGCACUUAGCAAGUCUGAGCUUGCUAGGGAACAAGAGAAACGAAGAACUCUAGAACUAGAGAUUCAACUAGAACACCUUCGCGCCGCUGCGGCCCCUACUGCUGCUGACAAUACCUCUACUACUGCCAAUCCCCCCAUGGCUCUGCCAACUAGGGCCUGGAAUGCCGAGAUUGGUACUGUAUUUGAACAUGCUUACGACCCGGAUAGUGAUGUUGGCAAGGCAAUUGCUCCAUUCAAAGGGGACACAAAUGGCAUUAAUAAACCAAACAUGCUCACUGGCACAGCCAACUACUUGACCUGGAAGCCCUCAAUGAGGUCUAGAAUAGUGGAUGCCCAGUGCUGGGUCCUAAUAGAGAAGGAGCAAACUCAGAGUCCAUCUGACAAUUCUCAAUGGAAACUCUUCCAGGAAGCAAAGAACUGA
Paracoccidioides lutzii Pb01 is the source of this 432-nucleotide messenger RNA. RefSeq lists its product as hypothetical. Bases 1 to 432 code for a protein of 143 amino acids. The transcript has a single exon. The record is from RefSeq and is a predicted model, not a curated record.